Cylicocyclus nassatus is the source of this 234-nucleotide messenger RNA. NCBI's taxonomy places the organism in Eukaryota, Metazoa, Nematoda, Chromadorea, Rhabditida, Strongylidae. The record is from the annotation of a GenBank genome assembly.
GCGCGAUGACUCGUCUCUAUGUGUGCGAGUUUGGUCCGGAUUGAUUCAAGAGUGGAUUUUCCUAUACGAUUCAUUAAAAAAAUGGAUCCACCACUGCACUCUACUGCAACUACUGUACCAGCAAAUAAUUUUUCCUUAAUUGCUCGCCGUCUUCUUCUCAACAAAGAGAGUUUGCCGGCUGAAGAGCUAAACAACCUUGUUCGGGAGGAAUACGCCUGUCGAGACGCAGACUAA